Molecule: messenger RNA, 242 nt
Organism: Racocetra persica
Lineage: Eukaryota; Fungi; Glomeromycota; Glomeromycetes; Diversisporales; Gigasporaceae
Source: the annotation of a GenBank genome assembly
UUAGAAAACCUUAUCUUAUUAAUCGUUAUCAAACUUUAGUUAAUUUUCUUGAAGAAAGUAAUUAUUGGGAAUCAAUAAAUAUUGAAUUAUUUCUUCCAAACGAAUCUGUACCAAAGCAUCGAUACAUUAAGGAAUUAAAUGAAGGAUUACCUUUUAAAGUAGCACAAUAUGUACAUGAUAGUAAGCAUGGUUUUUCAGUAAUAUACUUAUGGCGUGUACCUUUAAAUGCAUCUGAUUCAGAA